Chelonus insularis is the source of this 2152-nucleotide messenger RNA. It is a transcript of the gene Cth, whose product is annotated as Cystathionine gamma-lyase. The record is from RefSeq and is a predicted model, not a curated record. The transcript is spliced from 8 exons. Gene Ontology annotation, molecular function: carbon-sulfur lyase activity; pyridoxal phosphate binding. Gene Ontology annotation, biological process: transsulfuration. The coding region runs from base 276 to 1442 and encodes 388 amino acids. Gene Ontology annotation, cellular component: cytoplasm. Lineage: Eukaryota; Metazoa; Arthropoda; Insecta; Hymenoptera; Braconidae.
GUCAACAUCAAGACACUUUAUUAAAUUGAAGAUGCCAAAAUUUAAAGCAUUACCAUCAAGAAGUUAUUAUUAUGAUAAGAAAGAGUGGGGAUGAACUCGUCGAUAUAAGCAUGAUUUCCUUACUUCAACAUGUGUAUCGUGUGGCAUGUAAUCAGUUGCAGAGCUGCCGUCGUAGCCGGUUGUAAAGACUUCUAAACUAAGUACUGUCCGGCGUCAUCCAUCAUUUGUCCAAUUUAUAACAAUUACUCACUUAUUUCUACAUUGAGUUAUUAAUCAUGCCUACCAAUAUUGAAGAAGGAUUUGCAACAAAAGCUAUUCAUGCUGGCCAAGAUCCACAGCAAUGGAAUUAUUAUCCAGCAGUAGGACCUAUUGUGAUGUCAACAACAUUUCGUCAAGAUGGACCUGGUGAUCAUCAGGGUUUUGAUUAUGGAAGAAGUGGAAAUCCAACUCGAAACAUGUUAGAGACUUGUUUAGCAGCUAUAGAAAAUGGCAAGCAUGCUCUGACGUUUGCCUCAGGUCUUGGAGCAGUCACAUCAUUAACAGCACUUCUGCAAGCUGGAGAUCAUAUCAUUUGUGUUGAUGAUGUUUAUGGAGGAACCAAUCGUUAUUUUAAACAUUGUCUUGCAAAAAAUAAUAUUAAAAUUACCUUUGCUGACGGCACUAAUAUCAAGAAUUUUAUCAACACCAUUCAAGAUAAUACUAAAAUGGUAUGGAUAGAAACUCCGACCAAUCCAUUAUUGAAGCUUAUCGACAUCAGAGCAGCUGUAGAUGCUAUAAAAGCUAUUAGAUCUGACAUCAUAGUUGUUGUUGACAAUAGUUUUCUCACUUGUUACUUUCAAAAACCAUUGGAACUUGGAGCUGAUAUCGUUCUAUACUCAAUAACAAAGUAUAUGAAUGGUCAUUCUGAUGUUGUAAUGGGCGCCGCCAUUCUUAGGAGCGAUGAACUUGAAAAGAAACUUAGAUUUAUUCAAAACGCUCUCGGAAUCAUUCCAUCUCCAUUUGAUUGCUCUCAAGUCAGUCGAAGUUUGAAAACUUUAGAAGUACGAAUGAAGCAACAUAUGAAAGGGGGUUUGGCGGUAGCUAAAUUUUUGGAGUCUCAUCCUCAUGUUGAAAGAGUUUUCCAUCCAUUGCUACCAUCACAUCCGCAAUAUGAAUUGGCAAAAAAACAGAUGACUGGUCACAGUGGAAUGGUAACAUUUUAUUUAAAAGGAGAUUCAGCAAAGUUCUUGAAAGCUCUAAAAAUUUUCAUCAUUGCUGAAUCGCUUGGAGGAUAUGAAUCUCUCGCUGAAUUACCGUCUGUGAUGACACAUGCAUCUUUGUCGCAAGAAACGAGAGAUGAAUUAGGUAUCAAUGACCAACUUAUUCGCCUCUCAGUUGGAUUGGAAACAGAAAGCGACCUGAUUGCUGAUCUUGAUCAAGCCUUGAAAGCUGCUCAAUUAUAAUGAGAUCAUCUGGAUAAUUAAAUAAGUUUGUACUCAUAUUAGAAAAUUCUAAACAUAAUAUUUUCACUUAUACACGUAUACAUAUAUGUAUUUAGAAAUCAUUUUAGUCACAAUCAUUCCAGCUUAUAUUCUUUUAUCACUUUAUUAGAUUCAUAUUGACAAGCUUUUAAUUUUUUUAAGAAAUUUUUCCGUUAUAUACUAGUCAAAUUGAAUCAAAUGUUGUAAAUAAUAAUAGGUAAAUGAAAAAUAUUAUACUAAAAAUAACUAUUAUGAUAGCAUCAGUUAUCGAAUUUAUAUUUGCUAUGCAAACAAAUUUUUUAUUAUGUAUUUUAGAAGAUGUUAUUGAUGGGAAUUCUUAUUUUAAAGGUGUGUCCAUUAUUAAAGGUAAUAUGUAAUUGAUAUUUAUAGAUGAAAAUUUUGUAAAUAAUUAACUUGAAACUGAAAUGAACAAAAUAUUUAAAAAUAAUCAUGAGUAUUAAAAGCUGACCAAUAUGGUGCCAAUAAUUUUUAUAUUUGACUAGUAUUUUGUGGAAAAAUUUUACAAAAACAUUAUAAAAGACACUAGUAUCUAUUUGUCUGAAAGUAAGCUUUAAUCCAUAUUUUAUGUUCAUAUUAUUUUAAAACAAAAAGCUUUUGAAUAAAAAUUCAAUGUAAUGUGAACUGUUAAAACUAAUAAUGCUAUUUCGAGCAAUAAAACUUUAUUACAUGUA